AUGGCCGAAGCCGCGGAACCGACCAUGGACUGCAAUCUGCCGGAGCUCCUGGCCCAGGACCUUGAGUUCUCUAGUCUGAUCUUCGCCUCCAAGAACAUGACCGCCGGCGCCCCCUCACCCGCUCUUGCAUCCGACGAAGACGAAUGGCCCUCCGCCGAGCCCCCGACCGUUCUCGGCGCCCCGUGCCACCCUAACGGCGUGCCGCAGUUCCAGCCUCUUGGCGCCAUCGACGAGAAGAGCAGCGGCGCCAGCGAAAACGACUCUGACGCCGCCAGCUCGAGCGGCGCGUCAUUCAGCGAGGCCGAAGACGGCGACGACGAGGCCGCUGCGUCCCCCCAGAUCCGCCAGCAAUCUGUCCUCACGACUGACACCACCAUCUCCGCCUCCAGUCAACCACCAGUACCAGCACCAGCAACGGCACCCUCCAAACGACUCGUCUCCUUCUGCGACGGGUCAGAAGAAGAAGAAGAGGGCAUGCCGGUGAGCUGGAUGGAUCUAGAGCCGGAGGGGCCCGGCGACCACCCCGAACUGGGCAAGAGUCUGGACCAAUCACCAGUCACGACGCCCAUCAAGCCGGUAGUGCGGCCGCUAUCCCGGCUGGGGGAUAAGUCCAUCAACGAGUCCCAGUCGCCGCCGCGGAUCAAGAGCGCCAACGCCGCGACUACCACCCGCCGGCUGUCCAACCCGUUUGAGGGGUACACGCGGCCCACAAGCCGGGCGCGGAGCCUGCACGUCAACCCGACGCCGGCGCCGAUGCCGACCACGCCAACCCCAAAUGCCGGCAAGGAGAGGAAGAAGCUGAAGGAGAAGGAGACAGAGCAGAACCGCCUGUCGGUCCACUCGUUGCACUCCAUCGAGAUCGCCGUGCCCACGCGCAGCUCGUCUUUGAAGCACCGCGUCUCUUUCACAGAUGACGCCCGCAAGACUAUUGCAUCGCGGUCGCGCGCUCGCUCGCAUGCCUCGUCCACGCGCACCGGCUCCGACCACGUCACCGCGCCGGGGACAAACAGGAGCUCCAUCAUCGCCGACCUCAAGGAGGAGCUCGAGCCGUGGUUUCGCUACCUCGACGAGCAAGAGGAAGGCCUCCUUGUCACUCCCCGCCCCAAGUCACGCUCAGCAGAAACCUCACGAUCUGUGGUCACACCACGGCCCAGAUCCCGGGCCCAAACCAGAUCCCGCCCGACAUCCUCAGUGAGCGCCACGUACACAUGGCUCGACGACCCAAUCGACAUCCCUUCCCUCUCCUCCGAGGAAGCCCGCCGGAUCCCCCUCCCGCCCAACGUCGUCGAGUCCCUCCGCAUCUCCGUGACCUGCUUCCCCGAGACCAUGCUCCUCUGCUCCAGCCUCUCCAUCGAGACCAUCCGCAGCUACUCCCGCAAAGUGCGCCUCCCCGUCCACGAACCAAUCGGCCCAGACACGCCGCCCGCCUCCCCCAAGCAACGCUGGCGAUGGCUCGCGCCGCGCCGCAAUAACAACGCAAGCUCCUCCGUCCGCCGCUGCUCCUCCCGCGGCGCCGCGUCCUCCUCCAACCUCGACCUCUCCUCCCUCGCCCCCUCAACCGCGACCCUCACCGCGCCCCAGUGGUCUCGCAUCCGCAACCUCUUCCCCACGGGUUCCGACUACCUCUGCGACGCCCUCUACGCCCACAUCGUCGCCUACAACUACCUCGCCCCCAUGGUCCAGCACGCCGGCCGCCCGCCCACGCCAGGAACCCCCGAGACCACCGGCACGACAGACGAGUCCAUCCCCAAGAAGGCCGCCACCCUGCUGGGCCUCCAGGGCAUGCAAGAGACCACGCCCCCACCGCCGCGGCCCCUCCGCAAGCGCUCGAGCAUGUUCCUCGGCCUGCGCGCCUGCUCGUCGCGCCAGUCCUCUGCGCCGCCGGUGCCGGUUACCCCUGUGCCGACGGCGGAUGUCACGCUCCGCGACCUGCAGAUCGGCAUCCGGCGGUGCAUCGCGCGGCUCGUGGCGACGCUGCGCGCCGAGGGUGCGGAUGGGCCGCUGGCGGGCGAGUCGGUUAACGAGAUCGACCCGCUCAUCAUGCGGUCGCUGUGCGAGAUUGUCAAGUGCUGCGAGGAGUCGUCCACCAAUGACCGAACUCUAUAA
Messenger RNA from Colletotrichum chrysophilum, 2106 nucleotides. RefSeq lists its product as uncharacterized. The coding region runs from base 1 to 2106 and encodes 701 amino acids. The record is from RefSeq and is a predicted model, not a curated record. NCBI's taxonomy places the organism in Eukaryota, Fungi, Ascomycota, Sordariomycetes, Glomerellales, Glomerellaceae. The transcript has a single exon.